Salvelinus sp. IW2-2015 is the source of this 1200-nucleotide messenger RNA. RefSeq names its product phospholipase A2. The record is from RefSeq and is a predicted model, not a curated record. Gene Ontology annotation, biological process: arachidonate secretion; lipid catabolic process; phospholipid metabolic process. Gene Ontology annotation, molecular function: phospholipid binding; calcium ion binding. NCBI's taxonomy places the organism in Eukaryota, Metazoa, Chordata, Actinopteri, Salmoniformes, Salmonidae.
UGGGAAACGCGGUCAUAAACUGACGCGCUCUAGAACAGAAGACCAUUACUAGGCGCGUGGCUUGCAUGGAGAUGUCUGCUUUAUACCUCGCUUUGCUGCUGUUCUCGGAGCAUGUUAUCGACGGGAUAACCAGAUCUUAUGAAGGGACUGAGUUAGUGACAACACCGACCGUCACCUCCCGGUUACCGGAGCGAUGGCGGCGGCGGGACAAGCGGGGCUUGUUGGAGUUGGCGGGCGUCGUUAAAUGCAGCACUGAGAGGUCGGCGGUGGCUUACAUCAUGUAUGGAUGUUACUGCGGGCUGGGAGGCCAGGGAUGGCCCCGAGACAAGGCUGACUGGUGCUGUCACAAGCAUGACUGUUGCUAUGGGAAGGCUGAGGAUCUGGGUUGUCAGACCAAGACGGACAAGUACCAGUGGACCUGUGAGAACAAGAUGUCCAACUGCGAGUCCCUCAAGAACAGGUGUGACAAGAUUCUGUGCAGGUGUGACCGGGAGGCAGCCAGGUGUCUGAGGAGAGCUCCCUUCAUCCUUAAAUACGCUGUCUGGCCUGACUUCAUGUGUGGAUACGAACAGCCCUCCUGUACCCGUCGCUGAUGCUGUUACACUGUGUGUGUGUGUGAGAGACUAGAGUUCUCUCAGGUUUGUCCUGGCUAGUGGUGUGUGUAUAAUAAAGACCUACAGUACUUGACUGUACCCACUGCUCAUGUGAUUCAUGGGUCUGAUUAACAGUGUGAUUUUAUCACCAUGACAGACCUGGUGGGGGUGUACCAUUAAGUCCAUGACUGAGGUCUCAAACAGCAGCUCUAUAAACAGGUUGUAGACUGACAUUUUCAAUGUACAAAGAAAACAGUAAGGACAUUAUUCUAAUGGCGUGUGUGUGUUAGAAUCCCACAGCAAUAUGACGACAUUGCUCCAAAACAAAGCCAUCAAAUUGUUGGCGUGUGCAUGUUAGAAUCUAAUGGCGUGAUUUCAUCUGUAGGCCUAAAAGAAAAAUACAAUAAUCUCAUUUCAUCUGUAGGAAAAAUCUUUGGAACAAACAAAGUUUCAUCCCAUUCUUAAAAUAAAAAUAAAAGUAUUUUAUUAAUUUGUUUGUUUGCUAAGUCUAAGAAACCAUAACAACCCAGCAUCAGAGGGAAUCAGUCAAAUGAAAUGUUGUUUGUCACAUUCACAUAUUUAGCAGAUGUUAUUGCGGGUGUAGCAA